AUGGCUUCAACUAGUUUAAGCCUCUUUGAAUCCCUCUCGACUGAACUAGUAAUUCUUAUUGUUGAAAAAUAUGUUUCCUACUCUCUAGAAGAUUUAGUUAGUGUUAAAUUAUGUUCUAGGUUUCCCAAUGAAGUUGGUAAUGAACAUUCUGUACCACAGAAGGUUACAUUGGCCAGCUUUCUCACUGAACCUACAUGGACGACGAAUCAACAAGCCGUGUUUUUCAUGAAUAUUUGCAUAUCAUCGGAGAACUUAGAAGCCUUAUACAUAAAAGGCAUGUUUGAUUUUUUCAAUCGUAAUGAUCCAACCGCACUGAGAAUGAUUGAAAAAGAAGCAGAAGGUGGCCACCGUGGUGCAGAGUCUAUACGUUUACCUCAGAAUCAACGUAUUCCUUCAUCCAAUGAAUAUGGAGAGGUCAAAUACUACUACAAAAGGGCUCUUUAG
Solanum lycopersicum (tomato) is the source of this 444-nucleotide messenger RNA. The record is from RefSeq and is a predicted model, not a curated record. NCBI's taxonomy places the organism in Eukaryota, Viridiplantae, Streptophyta, Magnoliopsida, Solanales, Solanaceae.